Molecule: messenger RNA, 6792 nt
Organism: Bufo gargarizans (Asiatic toad)
Lineage: Eukaryota; Metazoa; Chordata; Amphibia; Anura; Bufonidae
Product: protein Daple-like
Exons: 31
Coding region: 298-6447 (2049 amino acids)
Biological process (GO): cytoskeleton-dependent intracellular transport; cytoplasmic microtubule organization
Cellular component (GO): cytoplasm; centrosome
Molecular function (GO): dynein light intermediate chain binding; microtubule binding
Source: RefSeq, a predicted model, not a curated record
UGGAGUUGCACACAUGCGGAAAGUGAGAGUUGUCUGCUGCACUACUACCCCCUAUAUCCUUUAUGUACUCACUGCAUGAGGGGGGCCUCUGGAUGAGUACACUGAGCACCUGAGAGCAGAGCUGCACUGAGCAGAAGGAGGAGGAGGAGGAGAAUGAGGGUUGUGCCUCUGCCCCCUGCAGAGAUGAGACUCUCAUUGUUCGGUUGCUAGCACUCAGCUCCCUCCAGGGGCACAGACAGCAGCAUGGACUAUUCUCUUCAACUUCUCUGCAAUUAGGGCUCCAAUUGAGUUGAAAUUAUGGAGAUUACAAUCUCUCAGCUCCUGGACCUGUUCAUGGAGAGUCCACUGGUCUCCUGGGUGAAAACCUUUGGGCCGUGUGGUAACGAGAAUGACAGCAAAUUGGCGACGUACAUGGAUCUAGUGGACGGCGUGUUCCUCAACAAGAUAAUGCUCCAGAUUGAUCCGCGGCCGUCAAAUCAGCGAAUCAACAAGCACGUCAACAACGACAUCAACCUGCGGAUUCAGAAUCUCGCUAUACUGGUGCGACACAUCAAGACCUACUACCAGGAGGUUCUGCAGCAGCUGAUCAUGAUGACUCUGCCCAAUAUUCUGCUGAUUGGUAAAGACCCUCUUUCAGGGAGAAGCAUGGAGGAGAUGAAGAAGAUUCUGCUGCUGAUGCUGGGCUGCGCCGUGCAGUGUGACAGGAAAGAGGAGUAUAUCGAGAAGAUCAAGCAGCUGGAUAUCGAGACGCAGGAGGGAAUCGUGUCGCACAUCCAGGAGGUGACCCACAACCAGGAGAACGUGUUUGAUCUACAGUGGUUGGAUCUCCCGGACAUGGCUCCCGAGGAGCUGGACUCGCUCUCCAGGAACAUGGCGCUCCACCUCAAGAGACUGCUCGACGAGAGGGACGACUAUAAAGAGGUGAUUGUAGAUCUCACCCAGGAAAGGGAUUAUCUCCAGUCUCUGAAUCCGGUCAAGUCUUCGAGCCCAGAUGUAUCGUCCAACGUAGUCAACCAUUAUUCCACGGAGGACAAGCAGCAUCUGGCGGUUGAGCUGGCAGACAGUAAAGCGAAAUUACGACGGCUACGGCAGGAAUUGGAAGAAAAAUCUGAGAUUCUCUUGGACACUAAACAUGAAGUGGAAAGACUCGGCCUGGAGAUUCAAAGACUCAAACAGGAGAACACCCAGCUGGCGGCCGAGGCUCGCACCGCACGCACCUACAGGGAUGAGCUGGAUUCGCUGAAGGAAGCGGCCAGCAAGGUCGACCGACUGGAGAGCGAACUCAUCCGAUGCAGAGAGAAGCUUCACGACGUGGAAUUCUACAAAGCGCGGAUGGACGAGCUGAGGGAAGAUAAUCUGAUUCUCAUCGAAACGAAGACUCUGCUGGAGGAGCAGUUGGAGACGGCGCGGGCCCGGACCGACAAAGUGCACGAGCUUGAGAAGGACAACCUACAGCUGAAAUCAAAGAUCCACGACCUGGAGCUGGACCGAUUCUCGGACAAGAACCGGAUCGAGGAGCUGUUGGAGGAGAACAUGGUGCUGGAAAUCGCUCACAAGCAAAGCAUGAACGAGUCGGCGCAGCUGGGCUGGGAGCUGGACCAGGUGUCCAAGAGCAGCGACCUGUCUGACGCCAGAAAAUCCUUUGUGUUUGAAAUGAACGAGUCGGCGUCGAGCCGCAUCCUGAAGCUGGAGAAGGACAACCAGAGUCUCCAGCAGAUCAUUCAGGAUCUACGAGAAGCCUCCAUCAAUCUGGAGGAGAGCAGCCUUAAGAGCCAAGAACUGGAGAAGGAGAACCAGCAGCUCAAAAAGAAGAUUGAAAACCUGCACUCUCAAAUUGAGAAGGAAAAACAGAGCAGCGCCGACUUGGAGAGUCUUGGGGAAGAUUUACUGAAGGAAAAGGAAAAGCUCUCUCGAAUUCUGGACAAUGUUAAAUCUGAGAAGGAAAAGCAGAUUAAGGAGCUUGAACAAGAAAAUAAACACUUGUCUCAGGCAAUGGCGGCUUUAAGACAAAGGGCCCAAGAAAGUACCGACUCAAGAGUCAAAGAUGUUGAGAUGGAAAAUAAGAUGCUCCAUGAGACAAUCACGGACACCAGCAGUAAGCUGAACGAGAUGGAGCAUGAGAAGAAGCAGCUGCAAAAGGCGUACAAUCAGGUAAAGGACAAGGUGGAAAAAGUGGAGGAGAUGGAGAAGGAGGUCCGACGGCUGGAGAAGCAGAAUGAAAUGUUGACCAAGAAGAUGUCCUCCGUGAAAAUCAUAGAAGAGAAGGUGGAGAUUCUGGAGAAAGAGAAUGGAAAGUUGGAAAGUGAGAACAGAAUAUUUAAGAAGUCUCUAGACACGCUGCAGAAUCUCUCUAUCCGUCUGGAGGUUUUGGAGAACGAGAACAAGCAGCUGGACGAGGAGAACGUGGAGCUCAGGAGAGCGGUGGAAGCCAUGAGGUUCUCCUGUGCCAAGAUCACCCAGAUUGAGAGAGAGAACAAUGAUCUCCAGAAGGAGAAGGAAGAUCUGCAGAAGAACGUAGAGAUGCUGAAGGCACUGGGGAAAAAGUCAGAGCGUCUAGAAGUGAGCUACCAAGGCCUAAGUGAGGAAAACUGGAAGCUCCAGCAAACGGUUAAGGCUAGAAAUAAGAAGGUGACUGAGCUGGAAGCGGAGCUCAAGGACAUUGAGAAGGAAAACAAAGAACUGCAAAAGACAUUGGAGGAGAUGAAGAUAUCCAGCAAGAGGUUGGAAAGAUUGGAACAAGAGAAGAUCAUCAUGGAUCAGGAAAUGACGCAGCUGGAGAAAGACAAGAAGAUGUUAGAGAAAGAAUCAAAGAGGUUUUGGCAGCAGGUGGAGUUGAAAGACGCCAUAUUGGAUGACAAUACUGUCAAGCUGGCCGACUUGGAGAAGGAGAACAAAACACUAGAGAAGGAAGUUUCAAAGCUAAGGGAGUUGUCUUCUAGGACCCGAGAACUAGAGAAGGAGAACAAAGACUUGGUGCAACAACUGACUGUGGAUAAGAGGACACUGGCGACACUAAGAGAGGAUCUGGUAUUGGAAAAGUUGAAAACCCAACAAAUGUCGAGCGAGUUGGACAAAUUGAGCUUGGAGCUGGAGAAGAUCGGAUUAAAUAAAGAGUUAAUGCUGCAGGAUGAGAACAGUAAUGCCGAAAAGAAAUACAGGGUUCUGGAAAAUAAGAUUGAAUCAACACUAAAGACAACUUUGGCUGUAAAAGAAAGUAAAAUUCAGACGCUUGAGGUUCAGGUGGAUGAGGUUCGGAACCAUAAUCAACAACUUCAGAAUGAGCUGAAUGUGCUAAAACAAAACCUUGAGACACAAAACGAGAACGCAGUCCAGAAUUCUCGCAGUAGAAAUGGGCGUACCAUUCACAACACGGAGACCCUGGAGAACGGGCAGCCAGAGAGCACCCGAGAGCUGUGGAAGGUGAAGGACCGAGCCAUCGAGCUGGAGCGGGAUAAUGCUGCAUUACAGGCAGAGAAGAAGCUGAUGAAAGAGCAACUGCGGCAUCUGGAGACCCAGAACCAUUCCCUAAAUAAUCAGUGGGGGGCGCUGCAGAAACAAAUCACUUUCCUGCAAGAAAACAACACGACUCUGCAGACGCAGACUGCAAAUCUGCAGGUCGAGAGCUCAGCGGCUGCUUCCCAAAGUGUUUCCUUAAAAUCCCAGAUCUCCCAGCUGCAGAACCAGCUGUCCACCCUAGAGGGCGAGAAUGAGAAGGUGGUGCGCCAGAGGGAGGAGGCCAAGGCCAGCCAUGAUGCGCUUCUCCGAGACCAUGAUCACCUGGUGUCCCUGUACGAACGCCAGUCUGCGGAGUACGAGGGGCUCAUCGGUCAGCACAGCUGCCUGAAGACGCAGCACAAGAGCCUGGAGCAGACAUACCGCAGCCUGGAGGACAGCUACAACAAUCUGCUGCGCUACAAAGCAGAGCUGGAGGAACAGGACAAAGCCUUAAACUGCGAGAAUGAAGAGCUGCAGCAGGAAAAGAAGAAGAACCUCUUGGCUGCGAGCAAGAACGAGAAGCUACAAGAAGAGCUUGAGAGGCUGAAAUUCCUGCACGGAGAGCUCCAAGAAGAAUAUAACACUUUGCACAAACACACCAAGGAUACGAAGAGCUCGCUGAACAACGCCCAGAUGGAGCUGAACCGAUGGCAGGCUAAGUUUGAUGAGUUAAAGGAGCAGCACCAGAACAUGGACAUCAGUCUCGCCAAGCUGGACAACCGCUGUGAGCUGAUGAGCCGUCUGAAACGUAAUCUAGAGGAGGAGAACCACCACCUGCUCAGCCAGAUCCAGAUGCUGAAUCAGCAGAACCAGAUGUUGCUAGAGUCUAGUAUGGAGAGUAAAGAGCAUUAUUACGAGGAGCAGAAACAGUACAUAGAUAAAUUAAAUGACCUAAGACGACAGAAGGAGAAACUGGAGGAGAAAAUAAUGGACCAGUAUAAAUUUUAUGACCCUGCGCCCAAGAAGAAGAAUCACUGGUCGGGCGCUCGAGCUCUUGCCAAACUCAUUAAACCAAGGAAAGAGGGCUCCAGAGAGAGACCCAAGUCGGUGGGAGAUGUUACCAACCAGACGAUGACGGUGGAGAACCUGGAGAUCGCUGCAUCGCCUUCUUGUACCAGGCCCCUGAGAGUGCAGCCUGAGAAUAUAGAUGACUGUUCUCUGGCGUCUGAUGAGAAAGACGCAGCAAAGUCCUUCACCAGCAAAGUCCUGGUCGAUGUUGGUCCCAAGCAGAAUAGGAUGUCUUAUCAUGGAGGAAGCGGUGAGGAGAUGGAGGGCUCAGAACGGACUUCUCGCUCGAGGAGGAUAGAACCUGGGUCCAGGGCCUUCUCCACUACUGCGAUCCACCUGAGCCCAGCAGGAAGCCUCAGGUCACAGCAGCCAGGUCGACCGAAAGGUUACAAGUCUGAUGAUAACAUCUAUGAGCAGUUACCGGAUCAUGAGCCCGGCCCUGGAGGACUUUGUGUCCCUUGGCCCAACAGCUUGGAGAACAGCAGAAACUCAUCCACCAGCAGCUCACCGCAGACCUCAAAGGGAUCGUCGGGUUUCCCUCUAGGAAGACCAGAGAGUAUGAGCAGUGAUGAUUUUGUCCCCACCAAGGAAGCUGCCACAUUACCCAGAGACAGCUACAUCAGUCGCCCCAGCUCGACCAUACUCAGCUCCAGCACUAAACUGGAAGUCACUUCUAACCAAAACAGCCCGGUGUCCUACAACAACAAUCUUGAGCGGAGACCACCGAGCCGCACCCUGCCAAGGCCACGGUCGGGGUCUCCAGGCAGUGAGAUGGUGACCUUGGAAGAAUUUCUGGAGGAGAGUAAUAAGAAGUCUCCACCCACUCGCCAGCACAGUAUAAUUGACAGCGAGCUCAUCACCCUUCAGGAGUUUCUGUUAGAGGCCGAUUCCCUCCACCCUUCCUCUCCUUCCCCUUCUCCCACGCUUCAACUCAAGGAACGUUCAGAGCCAUCGUCGGGAACCUCGUCGCCAUCUCUCGAGAACUGCGCAUGGAGGCAACGCGCAGAGCAGGCUAACAGGAGAGCGACCUCGCUAUAUAUCCCCAGGGACGCCUCAAGUGGUCGGGACGAUUUGUUGGGCGAUUAUUUCAAGAAGACAAGUGAGGCUUCUGACUUUGCAGGCCCCUCGGUCCAGGCCAGUUAUAGAGACUUCCAGUCCACACCACCAAACUACGGGAAUCUAUCAGGAGAUGCAGAGCUCAAACCUGGGAGGCCAGGCCAGUCUGUCAAGCCUAACCUGCGACCAAUGGAUCCUGUGACUAACCAAGUGGCUUCUCUCAGACGACCUCAAAUCCAGCAGCCUAUCUCCACAUCUAAGCAAGUCCCAGAGCCUCAGCACCCGGGGUCCCUGGCCGCUAGGGGCAGCUCCCUGAGCAGGGCUUUUAGCCUGGCCACUGCAGAUCUUCUCAACGCCAAUGCUCUGGACCUGAACCGUAUGGAGAAAGCAGAGUUGGAAACCCCUAUGUUGAAGGACUUCAGUAGUCACAUCCUAAGAACAUCCACUCCUACUGGCUCUCCUCGUGACAGACCACAAUCUGCCAGGAUGAGCAACCCACCAAAAAGCGAUGAUUUGCGCACACGCUCUCUAGAUACACGCCGCCUGUCAAUGGCCGUCUCCAGAGUAGACAAGACACUACAACCGGCCCUAUCCACCAGCUCCUUACAGCCGCCUUGUACCUCCGCCCAGCUUUCUGGUAGAGGCAGGCCCAACUCUCGCUAUGGAGAAGUAGCCAUGGUUUCACCAGUGAGACCAAUAUCUAGCAUUCCUGAGGUGGAAAGUCAAAUAGGAGUUGUUAACCCUAAACCUCCAGGCAUGUCUUCUGACUGCCACCCCCCGCCAACUGCUGCAGACGACCCUAACAAAACCUCCACGAAAAGUACUCCUGCCUCCCCUGACCCCACAGCUGACCCGCAGACUGUUUGGUAUGAGUAUGGUUGUGUCUGACUAGAGGAAUACAGUGGACUUUCUGGGGUGUGACAUCAGGAUUUAGGAAAAUAGGCAUAAAACACUGAUCUGGACCAGUGUCCUCUGCAGCUGAACCCAGCUAUGUCAGUGAACAUGUCACUACUGCUCAGGCAAAUCAGACCAACCACCUCCUAGUACUUACAAUGGUGCCUGGAAGAUGCACAGGACUCCGAAUGUGCAAUGGUGUCCCUCCCUGUGCUUGCUGUAGUCACCACCUCAUGCGUAAAGGGCAUCUGUCAGCAGUUUUGUACCUAUGACACUGGCUGACCUCUUGCAUGUGCGCUUGGCAGCUGAAGCUAUCUGUGUUGUUCCCAUGUUCAUAUG